Messenger RNA from Glossina fuscipes, 1320 nucleotides. It is a transcript of the gene Gr66a, whose product is annotated as gustatory receptor for bitter taste 66a. Bases 1 to 1320 code for a protein of 439 amino acids. The transcript has 5 exons. Gene Ontology annotation, biological process: sensory perception of taste. Gene Ontology annotation, cellular component: neuronal cell body; membrane; axon. Lineage: Eukaryota; Metazoa; Arthropoda; Insecta; Diptera; Glossinidae. The record is from RefSeq and is a predicted model, not a curated record.
AUGUCACAACAGCACCAGCAAUCGUGUUCUUGUGUGCUUUUGCAUUUUACGUUAAUAUAUUAUUUAUGCAAGUUUUUGGGAAUAUAUCCUCAAAGUGUAUCGGCGUAUAGGAAUAAGCACGCUUUGGAAGCAUCUAAAAGUGGUUCUAUCUUAGUUAUUAUUGUUAUGAUUUGGAUAACUGUUUGCUAUAAUAUCUUCAUACUAUCACAAUCCGAUGGAAAUGAUCAAAGAGAAGCGGACCGCAAUGCGUUAAAUUUUGUUAUCAGCAUAUUUCUAACGCAAAUAAAAAUAAUUUUAAUGGCUACUGACCAAUUAAGUUCUAUUUGCAAUCAAGGCAGACUCGGCGAGUUUUAUGAUCGUCUGUAUUCCAUAGAUAGCAGAUUAAUUAAAGCGGGUUGCGUACUUAACAAUGGAUCAUUGGCGUGGCAUUGCUAUGUUAUGGUAGCUAUGACAUUCCUUCUUGAAAUCAUAAUAACACUUCUUACCUAUGCGUAUCUACAUAAUUAUACGCAAUGGGUAUUAGUGGUGAUGUGGAUAUUUUCUUGUCUGCCUACUUUAUACGAUUCGUUGGACAAAAUCUGGUUUACUACUACCUUGCACGCCUUAAGGCAACGUCUUUCUGCGUUAAAUAGAACUCUCACUAAUUUAAAAGAAGAUGAGAGCGAUGAAUUAUCCUUAUUAAAAAUGGAUUACGUUAACGGGUUAGAAUAUCUGAAAAGGGUUUUAAAUGCCGGAAGAGUUGUUAAAUUUAAAAAUCGGAUGAGAUCAUUUGAUUUAAAUAAAGUGGAAGAAAGGCUGAUAAAUGUUUGCCAGUUGCAUGACGAAAUUUGUGAAUUGAUUCAAACAUUUCAUAAGAUGUGGACUUAUCCCAUAUUAGCUUUAAUGGCAUACGGAUUUCUAAUCUUCACCGCUCAAUUAUAUUUUACGUACUGCGUUGCACAAAAUCAACCGAUACCAAUAUUGUUUCGCUCGGCUGAAAGCCUUCUAAUGUCAAUCCUAUUUUUGAGCUACACUGGUGUUAAGUGCAUUUACCUGAUAUUCUCAAGUUGGAAAACCGCUUUGGAAGCCAAGUACACGGGAAUAGCUUUACAUAAAUAUGCGAUCAAUUUAAACGACAAAGCUGUAUACGAAAUUGUUAAUCAUUCGUCUUUAAAACUUUUAAAUCAUGCGUUUGAUUUUGCUAAUUGUGGUUUCUUAUCGCUAAGCAUGCGAACUCUCUGUGGCCUAAGCGGUGUUAUAACCAGUUAUACCAUUAUAUUGGUGCAGUUUAACUUUGUGGCACAACAAUCCAAGGAAGCAGACUUGAAGAAAAUGGAAUAA